Strongylocentrotus purpuratus (purple sea urchin) is the source of this 2397-nucleotide messenger RNA. Its product is annotated as eukaryotic peptide chain release factor GTP-binding subunit ERF3A. The record is from RefSeq and is a predicted model, not a curated record. NCBI's taxonomy places the organism in Eukaryota, Metazoa, Echinodermata, Echinoidea, Camarodonta, Strongylocentrotidae. Gene Ontology annotation, molecular function: translation release factor activity; GTP binding; GTPase activity. The coding region runs from base 124 to 1851 and encodes 575 amino acids. Gene Ontology annotation, cellular component: translation release factor complex. Gene Ontology annotation, biological process: translation. The transcript is spliced from 14 exons.
AGUGCGCGUGUGAUAGAGGUUCAUUUUGAGGCGCUGUGUGACUAAUUCAUUGAAACGAAACCACAUCAUUCGACGUCGAGUGCCCGUGCGAUUACUGACUGUAGGAAUAAAAUAUUUCGAAAAAUGGCCGCAGAUCCUCAUGAAUCGUCGGGUCUGGACAACUGGGACGAUAUAGAAGAUCCCGGACCCGGUCUUGCUAACCAGUUUUCGUCGCUAAAUGUGGCAGCAAAACCCUUCAUACCGAACAUGAAUGCACCGGCAUUUGUGCCAUCAUAUGGCAAUGCCACAAACACAAAACCGGAUUUAGAUGCCACAGGGAAUGUACCAACAGAUGCAGCUCAGAACAGCGCAGGGUUCGGUAACGAGGAUGCAGUCGUCAUGGAAGCGCAGGAACAGGAGGAGGAGGAACUAGAGGAGGAAAUAGAGGAGGAGGAAGAGGAAGAGGAAGCCAUGCAAGAGGAUGAAGUUCCUGUACCAGAAGCUUCUGUCAAGGAUAAUGGAUCAAUGAAAGCCUUUAUCGCACCCAAGCCUUCCAAGCAACAAGCUGUUAGAGAAGAAGAACCAGAAUCCAAGAAGGAGCAUGUUAAUGUUGUUUUCAUUGGUCACGUUGAUGCAGGAAAAUCCACCAUUGGAGGUCAUAUAAUGUAUCUUACAGGAGGUGUAGACAAGAGGACACUAGAAAAAUAUGAAAGAGAGGCUAAAGAAAAGAACAGGGAGAGUUGGUACUUAUCAUGGGCAUUAGAUACCAACCAAGAGGAACGCGAUAAGGGUAAGACGGUGGAGGUCGGGCGAGCGUACUUUGAGACGGAAAAGAAACAUUUCACAAUCCUGGAUGCCCCGGGCCAUAGAAGCUUCGUACCCAACAUGAUCGGUGGUGCUGCCCAAGCUGAUUUAGCUGUACUGGUAAUAUCUGCCCGAAAGGGUGAAUUUGAAACAGGUUUUGAAAGGGGAGGUCAGACAAGGGAACAUGCAAUGUUAGCGAAGACGGCAGGAGUCAAGCAUCUAGUCAUUCUCGUUAAUAAAAUGGAUGACCAUACAGUAGAGUGGUCAGUCAAAAGGUACGAAGAGUGCAAGGAGAAGUUGCUUCCGUUCCUCCGCAAGGUCGGCUUCAAUCCCAAAAAAGACAUUCAUUUCAUUCCUGUGUCGGGGAUCACGGGGGCCAACCUCAAGACGGAGUCCGACCAGUGUCCCUGGUACACCGGCGCACCGUUCAUCAAGUACAUAGACGAUCUACCCCCACUGCCUGCCAGGAACUCUCAGGGACCUCUACGGUUACCCAUCACAGAUAGGUACAAGGACAUGGGUACGAUCUUACUAGGUAAGGUGGAAUCUGGGAACUUACGGAGAGGAGGAACAUAUACCCUAAUGCCCAACAAAACAAACGUAGAAGUCCUUCAAAUCAUCUCAGAUGAAGACGAAACCAACUUUGCAAGAACAGGAGAAAACGUCAAACUAAAAGUUAGGGGGGUAGAAGAAGAUGACGUGUGUCCUGGUUUUGUCCUGUGUGAUACGACAGAUGUGUGCCAUACCUCCAAAAUGUUUGAUGCACAGAUUGCAAUUGUAGAAUAUAAGUCCAUUAUCUGUCCAGGUUAUGGUGCAGUGCUUCACAUCCAUAAUGCCUGUGAGGAAGUUCAAAUCACCAAAAUCAUUGCUCUGAUAGACAAGAAGACGGGGGCCAAGACGAAGCAGCGACCGCGCUUCAUCAAGCAGGAUCAUGUAGCCAUUGCAAGGCUGGAGACAACGGGAGUCCUCUGUAUGGAAACCUUCAAAGAAUUCUCACAAAUGGGCCGCUUCACUCUCAGAGAUGAAGGUAAAACCAUUGCAAUCGGCAAGGUGCUGAAGCUGCUGUAGAUCUCAACCACCGGACAUUGUCGCAAUACGAGUCACACCCGAGACACUUAUCGCCAAUAACAGUUCCAAACUAAGCCACCACCAAAGCAAGAAACACCUCGUGGUGACCCUCACAUCAAGUGCACUCCAGUAAACACUAUCCUUUGGGGCAAACUGCAUCACCUGGAAUGAACAACGGCAACAUCAGAAGCAGCAACUCCAUCAAAACACUUCAUUGUUCACUCUCACUCCAAGCGAACAUGCUCUGUUCAAUCUUGAUGAACGGUCAAGGACUUCAGAGAAGCCAGUGCUCUAAUAAGGAAACACGAGAAGAGCAACGUCAUGGAGAUGGUUGCUUGACAUGCGAGCCUGUAGGGAUAGGUGUGCCUUACUAGCUAUUUAGCGGCCAAAUACAGAGCUCACAAAGUGGAACGUGGACAUGACAAACGCACGGCUUGCAUGGACUUCAGGAGCCCUAAAUAGUUAUUCCAGUCCAUGUUGUAUAAAUGGAAUCGAUCAACACGUAUUAAAAUAUUCCCGUAGUAUGAAUUUGUUUUGGAGAGAGAA